UAAUUACCCAGGUCUCGGGUUAAUCUCGCUCAUUGCUUCGUAAUUAUUUUUAUCAUUUUUCGCUAUCGUACGUGUAUCAAAAUCAGUCGUUUAUUUUUGCUCGUAGAGUUGGCAGAUAUGCGAAGGCAAUUUUUUGAACAUCAGAUAAGUAAAUCUACACGAAUAAUGUAUUUAUUCGAAAUUGUAUUAAUCGUAGUCGUAGAUAAAGUGGCAGCUUAUCUCUUUGGAUUAACUGACUCGUUAAGCUGCCUUUUUAGGUGCCUAUACCUAUAUUACCUACUUCUAAUUCGUUCGUUGAAAAGUAAACAGUCGAUCGAGAAGAGCAUUGGUCAAGUGCAAAGAAAGUAUUGAUGUCGAAACAUGUUGCGGUGAUUUGUUUAUUUUGAUUUCGGUUUUUAAGAAUUUGAGAUUAAUCCUUCGAGUGUUUUUAUUUAGUUUAAAUUUUAAUACGAGUAUUUAAAAUGGUUGGUAUCGAGUGUUGUGGAAAUUCAUUGGGAUUGGGCACAUUGCUGAUUCUAAAUCUGCAUGUCGUAAGCGAAGUUGUGAUUGUAAUUGUUCAAAUGUUGACACCGAAUAAGAGUAAUGAAGAGUUCGACAAAUUGACACGAAUCUUUGGUGUGCACGUAGUCAUAUGGAUGAGCUUGGUUGCUGCAUUUUAUGGAAUUUUCAACGAUAAACCGUUUCUUAUGAUACCUCAAAUUAUACUUCAAACAUGUGUCGUUAUUGUGGCAGCUGUAAAUGUCCUUUUGUUGAUCUCUUUAAGCCAUUUUCGAAUCCUGGUAUUAACAGAAUUACAUAAGUAUCUUCCACAGAAACUGGAGAUGAGUUAUUUUCACCUUUAUGCGGCGAUUGUGCUUGGUCUUUUGUUUGUAGGGCUGUAUUUUUAUUUCUUGAUGGUUGUCUACGGUUAUUACAAAAAAUUAAAGAGAGAAUCCAGGUUCAAUAAAUCUGUUUCGAAAUCAUCGACCAUAACCGAAGAAAUAAUACUUUGAUUCAUGUGGUUUUCUUUUUUCCAUCUUACGAAUCUUGAUCUGUGUAAAAUUGUGCAUUUUUAUUCGAGUCACUUGCAUUUAGGUAUUUAUUAUUUUAGUUCCAUUCGUUGAAAUAUUGAACGAAUGAUAUCUUGUGUUCCUUUUCAAGUUCUUUUUCGAGUACUUAUUUAAAUGUUAAAUGUGUUGUUUCAGUACCUAGUUUUAUUGUUGCUUUAAAAUUGUAUCAUUAUCCAUACCUAGCUUUUUAUUAUUACACGUGCCUAAUACAUUUUUUGCAUUAGAUUA
Planococcus citri (citrus mealybug) is the source of this 1277-nucleotide messenger RNA. RefSeq lists its product as uncharacterized. Bases 462 to 992 code for a protein of 176 amino acids. The record is from RefSeq and is a predicted model, not a curated record. NCBI's taxonomy places the organism in Eukaryota, Metazoa, Arthropoda, Insecta, Hemiptera, Pseudococcidae. The transcript is spliced from 5 exons.